AUGUUUCGCUCCAAUUUCAUCAGAAAUUCGAGAUCUGCAUUCAAGCAGUUCUCCAAACGGAGUUAUUCAUGGAGAUCAGUUUCGACUAGCCCCAGGCUGGCCAAACAUGCCACCUCCGCGUUGGCUAUUGGAUUGUCCAGUGCUAUUGUUUUGUCAGUGACUUCUUCCAUCAUCUCCAACGACAUCAAGUACGAGGAUAAGCUGUUUCCUGAGCCCAAACUUAUACCUGUGGACGAGUUCCUUAAGCACAAUAAGCCAGAUGACUGUUGGGUGGUUCUCAAUGGCUGGGUUUAUGAUAUGACUGAGUUUAAGGAGAUCCACCCCGGUGGUCGCAAUGUGAUCAUCAGAAAUGCCGGCAAAGAUGCUACGAAAAUUUUCACGCCCAUCCACCCGCCAGACGCGAUUGAGAAGUUCCUUCCUGCCGAGAAGAUCAUUGGAAAGUUGGACGGAAUAAUUGAGCAGGAAGAGGAGGAGGACCCUGAUGAACUUGAGCGUCAAGAGAGAAUUAGCAAUAUUCCUAGUCUCAACCAAGUCUACAACAUCGCAGACUUCGAGAACAUCGCGAAGCAAAUCUUGCCCAAGGGGGCAUGGGCCUACUAUUCUUCUGGAGCAGAUGACGAGAUUACUCUUCGUGAAAAUCAUUAUGCCUACCACCGGGUUUUCUUCAGACCUCGUAUUCUCGUGGAUGUGAGUGAAAUUGAUCUUUCAACCACCAUGCUGGGCCAGAAGACCAGUGCUCCUUUCUACAUUUCUGCUACUGCCCUUGCCAGACUGGGUCAUCCAGACGGUGAGGUUGCUAUUGCAAAGGCUGCUGGAAGAGAAGAUAUCAUCCAGAUGAUUUCCACAUUGGCCUCAGCAUCGUUGGAUGAAAUUACAGAGGUGGCCACCGAGGACCAGAAGCAAUGGUUCCAGCUGUAUGUAAAUGCGGACCGCAAUAUCGCCUACAAGAUGGUUGCCAAUGCCGAGUCCAAGAAGAGCAUCAAGGGUAUUUUUAUUACUGUAGAUGCCCCUUCUCUCGGAAACCGUGAAAAAGACAAGAAAAUUAAGUUUGAGGGCGAUACCGAUGUUGAUUUGGAGGACAAUGCCGACAGGGCCAGUGGUGCUUCCAGAGCACUCUCCAGUUUUAUCGACACUGCCCUUACCUGGAAAGAUAUUGACGUCAUCAAGCAGAAAACCAAAUUGCCAAUUGUUAUCAAGGGAAUCCAGAGAGCGGAGGAUGCCCUAAAAGCCGCAGAGCAUGGCGUAGAUGCAAUCGUACUGUCCAAUCACGGAGGACGCCAAUUGGACUUUGCACCUGCUCCUCUGCAGCUGCUCAGCGACAUCAUGCCAGUGUUGCGUGAAAAAAAGCUGGACGGAAAAAUGGAAGUUUUUGUAGACGGUGGUGUAAGACGUGGAACAGAUGUUUUAAAAGCACUUUGUUUGGGUGCAACGGGAGUUGGUAUUGGCCGUCCAGUAUUAUAUUCGAUGUCUGCAUAUGGUGAGGCAGGUGUGACCAAAGCAAUCCAGCUACUGAAGGAUGAGCUGGAAAUGGACAUGCGUCUGCUGGGUGUAACCAAGAUCUCGGAUCUAGGACCCGAAUUCGUCGAUACGAGGGGCCUAAUUGGUGUCCAUGCGAAGGAUAUGCUGUACGAUAAUUUGUACGCACCCCUGGAACCGGUUAAGUUCAAAGACGAAUGA
This is a messenger RNA of Kuraishia capsulata CBS 1993, 1677 nucleotides long. RefSeq lists its product as uncharacterized. Gene Ontology annotation, molecular function: heme binding; L-lactate dehydrogenase (cytochrome) activity. The transcript has a single exon. The record is from RefSeq and is a predicted model, not a curated record. Lineage: Eukaryota; Fungi; Ascomycota; Pichiomycetes; Pichiales; Pichiaceae. Bases 1 to 1677 code for a protein of 558 amino acids. Gene Ontology annotation, biological process: lactate metabolic process.